Messenger RNA from Fusarium vanettenii 77-13-4, 492 nucleotides. RefSeq lists its product as uncharacterized. The record is from RefSeq and is a predicted model, not a curated record. Lineage: Eukaryota; Fungi; Ascomycota; Sordariomycetes; Hypocreales; Nectriaceae. Bases 1 to 492 code for a protein of 163 amino acids. The transcript has 4 exons.
AUGAAGCCUGCCGGCUUGUUCAGGGCCUUCUUCGGCGCUGCUCUCAUUGCAGAAACAGUUGCUUUCUUCCGCGUUACUUGUGCACCAUGGAAGCGCGAACGAAUCGAUUCCCUUAUCAGCCCGGGGGCUGAGAUAGUCGCACAUAUCAAUGGCUGGCAAAAGAAUGUCACUGUCCCCGUCAAAGUUGGCAUUUUCCACGUGUAUUAUCAAGGACAAGAGAACAGCCCAGGCCUUUACCCCGAAGAUUUUGCCCUCAUCAGUGGCAACCCCAAGAUUACUGAAGACGAAAUCCGAGAGGCGGGUGGCAACGGUAUCAACUGGCAUUUUGACGAGAGCGACGAACUCAAGGAGAAAUGGCAGUUUCCCAAGAAGCGCGGCACUGGGUGGCUACGAGGCAACAUUCCCUUUCCGGGCUGGGUAGUCAAGGACGAGGCGUUGGGUCGAUAUCGUGCUUGCAAUGACACAGGCCACUGUGUUAACAUCGGGUCAUGA